Selaginella moellendorffii is the source of this 3038-nucleotide messenger RNA. RefSeq lists its product as uncharacterized. Bases 211 to 3018 code for a protein of 935 amino acids. The transcript has 3 exons. Lineage: Eukaryota; Viridiplantae; Streptophyta; Lycopodiopsida; Selaginellales; Selaginellaceae. The record is from RefSeq and is a predicted model, not a curated record.
UCCAAAACGAAGCGAUCUAGCUGCCAAAUUUUUGUCCCAGCUUUGUCAUCGCAGAAAAAUCAAUCGCUAUCGCCCGGAUCUUUCAAAGAAUGCGUGCCAAACUAAAAGUCCAGCUUCACGGACAUCCAAUUCUCGUCUUGUUCAUUGGUGGGUCUGCUCUCCUUCUUUUGACACAUAUAUGAGCUGAUCCAUCAAUCCAUCUAAUCGCAAAUGGGCGCACUGGGAAACCCGGGCAGCAAUGCCGAUAUCACGCAAAGCUUGCUGUGGGAUCACAAAUCCAGCGCGAAUUCCAAUUCCAAUCCCAUUUCCAGCGCUGCCAAGACCCGGAUCGUCAAGGGAUUGAAGCUCACGGCGGGUCUCACGCUCCUUCAAUUCAUCUUCGCAAUGUAUGCUACAUUUCUUCUCUAUUUCAUGAGCCCCAAUGUGGAUGUCAGUCACACGCCAUGGACGUCUAGAAUCGCCAUCGCGCAGCAGUGGAAGCACAUUCUUUGGCCGACAGGUAGCCAUUCACAGGGGAUUUUCAAGAACCCUAAUUCUCCGCUAUCAAAACAGGGCACCUGCCAGAUCGAGGACCUUGCCUUCCCCCAGAAGAAAUCUAACAACACACGCAUGAUCCAGCUCAAGACGGAGCUUUUCCAGGAGAUCACGGCCUUUCAGCAGCGAAAUUCCGGCAGCGAGACGCUCCAGGAGCUGCUGGAUCUUCCAUCAUCGAGCUCCAAUUCCACCAGGAUCACCGUCGUGCUCAAUCACUUCAAGCGAAGAACACUCUGCGCCCAGCUGGACGCUCUCCUCGAUCAAUCCCUGCCCCCUCAAUCCAUCUGGGUGCUCGCAUUCGCCAGCCCCAAUCACGACGCCCUCAGCCGGAUCGUCGACGCCUACAACGAUUCGCGCAUCCAAUUCAUCUCCUCCACCUUCGAUUUCAAGUACUAUGGCCGAUUCCAGGUCGCGCUCCAGGCCGAUUCGUGCGAUUUCGUCUACUUCCUCGACGACGACAUGAUCCCGGGCAGGAGAAUGCUGGAAAUCCUCUCGCACGUCGCGGGGACUGAGAAGUACCGCAACUCAGUUCUUGGAAGCAUUGGCCGGAUCCUCCCAUUCCGCCAGAAGGAUUUCUCCUUCCCAAGCUAUCGCAAAUUCGGAUCAAAGGAAGCUGGGAUCUAUCUCCCGGAUCCAGCGUACGGCAUUGUGAUCGAGAGGAUCGUUCAAGUAGAUUUCCUCUCAAGCUCGUGGUUCCUGUCCGCCGAGAAUGUCAAAGCUCUCUUCAUCGAGACGCCAUUCACAUUCGCAACAGGGGAAGAUCUCCAUCUCAGCUAUCAGAUGCAAAAGUAUAGGGACGCCGGCUCAUACGUGCUCCCAGUUGAUCCGACGGACUCGGCGACGUGGGGGGACAAGGAACACCGUCUGGCAUACGUAUCCGAGACGACUGUCAUACACAAGGAUAUCGUCGAAAUACGGGACGAUCAAUGGUGGCGGGCGCUCUCUCGUGGCUACGUGACGCAAUGGGCGAGGAUGAAUCCACAGCAGAGUGACGUCAUCUUUUACGCGCACAAGCUGGACCAGGUCGCUGACUUGGCACCACUCAUCGCGCGGUUUCGUGCCACGCUAGGGAAGAAGGCCUACGUGGCGGUCGCCGGUGGCGUGCACUGCCCGUGCGAGGAGGCCGCGUCACUGCUGGGCUUGCCCGCGCAAGCAUGCCAUGAACGCCGGUUUAAGAUCUUUGACCUGGAAAUGGGCAGCAUCGCCGCCACGUGGAAAGCGGACGAGGGGGACCGUGGAUUCUCGGGGCAGUUCCAGGAGAUUUACGGCGCGAUGAGAGGCCUGGUGAGGAUACAUUCCCCGGCAAUAAUCGUGACCGUCGCUGAUUUGGAGCGUGGUGUGAGGGACGCCGUUGAUCUUGCAGCGAAACGGGGCAAUGCAACACUCGUGGAGCUGCCCAGACCGUCGAUCCAGCAUGCGUUGUGGAUGGCCGAUCUAAAACCCAUUUCUCUCCAGCAAUGGAACAAGAUGACCAUCGUGGUAAAUAUCAUCACCCAGAACCGUGUUGGAUCGCUCAAUCGAUUGCUCCAAUCCCUCGCGUCGGCCCACUACUUGGGAGAUAAAAUCCACAUCACAUUCAACAUGGAUAGCAAAGUGGAUGCUCCAACGCUAGAGCUCGUCCAUGCAUUCCAAUGGCCACACGGGAGAAAAAUCGUACGCCGUCGGAUCAUCCCAGGUGGCCUCAUCAGAGCCGUGAGUGAGAGCUGGUAUCCCGCCCACGACCACGAAUACGGCCUCUUGCUCGAGGACGACAUCGAGGUCUCUCCGUUCUACUACAUGUGGCUCAAGUACGCACUACUUACGUACGUAUAUUCUACGACCGGGCCUACGGUUCCAAUACCAGAGCUGGGUUCCAUUGCUCUCUACACGCCAAGGCUGGUGGAAGUGGUCAAGGAGAGGCCAAAAUGGAACGCUACGGACUACUUCAAGGCACUCCACCCGAAUACGCCGUAUCUACACCAGCUCCCGUGUUCCUGGGGCGCGCUCUUCUUCCCAAAACACUGGAGGGAGUUCUACAAGUACAUGGGCAGCCGCUAUACGGAAGAUGCCAAGGCGAAUCCCGUACAGAUUCCAAGAUCCCGGACCAACGGCUGGCAAGCGUCAUGGAAGAAGUUCCUCAUUGAUCUCAUGUACCUCCGUGGCUACGUGAGCUUGUACCCAAACUUCCCCAACCAGACGAGCUUCUCGACCAAUCACAUGGAGCCAGGUGCCCACAUUGCGGCCGUUGAUAACUCGCUAAGCCACAAGAGGGAGGACUUCACUGUGCCGUUGAUGGAGGAGGACUUUUGGAAGAUUCUUCCGGCACAGAGGAUGCCACCACCUUCAAAGCUGCCGGUGAUCAACCUCUUUAACCAGGCAGUGAGCAUCAAGGGACUCAAGGCGGCUGGAGCAAAGCUGGGGCAGGAUGUAUUGCCUUGCAAUGCGACCCAGAUUGUUUUGGUGGAUCACAUAACUGGCGAUCCUACUAAUUGUGCUAGAUUUUAAGAGCUAUUUGUUUAUUCGCU